This is a messenger RNA of Mangifera indica (mango), 1801 nucleotides long. Its product is annotated as protein DETOXIFICATION 41-like. NCBI's taxonomy places the organism in Eukaryota, Viridiplantae, Streptophyta, Magnoliopsida, Sapindales, Anacardiaceae. Gene Ontology annotation, biological process: xenobiotic detoxification by transmembrane export across the plasma membrane. Gene Ontology annotation, molecular function: antiporter activity; xenobiotic transmembrane transporter activity. The coding region runs from base 44 to 1558 and encodes 504 amino acids. The transcript has 8 exons. Gene Ontology annotation, cellular component: vacuolar membrane. The record is from RefSeq and is a predicted model, not a curated record.
AUUUCCAGAGAAGUCACUUGCAUUUACCAUUGCUUGUAGUGACAUGGGGAGUGCAGGGUACCAACCGUUGUUGCUGGGGCUGGACUCCCAUUCCAGCAUACCCGACUUGUCUUCCGUCGUCAUUGAGGAGUUUUUGGAACAAAGGCCGGUGGCGCUGCGGUGGUGGCCCCGUCUUUUUGGAUGGGAAUCACGCCUGCUUUGGCUGUUAUCUGGCUCUUCUAUUAUUGUUUCUGUGUUCAAUUACAUGCUUAGUUUUGUUACGUUGAGUUUCAGUGGGCAUUUGGGUGCUUUAGAGCUCGCUGGUGCCUCCAUUGCCAGCGUUGGAAUUCAAGGUCUCGCUUAUGGAAUCAUGUUGGGCAUGGCUAGUGCAGUUCAAACCGUGUGUGGCCAAGCUUAUGGAGCCAAGAAAUAUUCAGAAAUGGGCAUCAUUUGCCAAAGAGCAAUUGUACUGCAUGUGGCAGCGGCUGUGCUCCUCACGUUCUUGUAUUGGUUCUCAGGUCCAGUUCUUAAAGCACUUGGGCAAUCGGAAAGCAUAGCCGAGCAGGGGCAAGUUUUUGCUCUCGGUUUGAUCCCUCAACUUUAUGCAUUUGCAAUAAGCUGUCCUAUGCAACGUUUUCUUCAAGCACAGAACAUAGUAAACCCUUUGGCAUAUAUGUCUGUUGGGGUAUUUUUACUGCACGUGCUGUUAACAUGGGUUGUUGUUUAUGUGCUGGAUUAUGGCCUAAUAGGGGCAGCUCUCACACUGAGUUUCUCUUGGUGGUUACUUGCUAUUUUAAAUGGUGCUUACAUUGUUUUAAGUCCUUCUUGCAAAGAAACCUGGACUGGCUUCUCUAUCAAAGCGUUUAAAGGAAUUUGGCCCUAUUUCAAGCUCACUGUUGCCUCUGCUAUCAUGCUUUGUUUGGAAAUUUGGUACAACCAAGGACUGGUGCUUAUAUCCGGACUUCUCGCUAAUCCUACAAUUGCACUAGACUCCAUUUCCAUAUGUAUGAAUUACCUGAACUGGGAUAUGCAAUUUAUGCUGGGCCUAGCUGCAGCAGCCAGUGUCCGGGUGAGCAACGAACUUGGAGCAGGGCACCCCAGAGUUGCAAAAUUUUCAGUGGUAGUUGUGACCUCAACCAGCAUUUUCAUCAGUAUAGUUUUCUGUGCAAUUGUAUUGAUAUUCCGGGAUGGUUUGAGUAAACUCUUCACAACUGAUUCUGAGGUUAUAGAAGCAGUUUCGAAUUUGACACCACUACUAGCCAUGUCUGUUUUCUUGAAUGGAAUUCAGCCUAUUCUGUCAGGUGUUGCCAUUGGAAGUGGGUGGCAGGCUGUGGUUGCAUACGUUAAUCUAGCCACUUACUACAUAAUCGGCCUCCCAAUUGGAUGUGUGCUUGGCUUCAAGACUUAUUUAGGAGUUGCAGGAAUUUGGUGGGGAAUGAUUAUUGGAGUUCUCUUGCAAACAGUAACACUGAUUAUCCUCACAGCCAGAACAAAUUGGAAUGCUGAGGUUGUAAAAGCUGCUGAGCGUGUGAAGAAUUCUUCAAAUGAGGAGACCUUAGACUUGGUGACUAAAGCAUGAGCACAUGACAUGUUGAUUCAAACUUUAUUAAUAUUUUAAACUGGAACAACAUGUAAGGUCAACAGUGAGAAUCAGAGAGUAAGCAAUAUAAGAACCCAGAAUCUGGGGCUCUGUAAACUAGAUUCUGAGCGUUCUAUAGUGUCAUGUUCAAAUCACAAGUUAGAGAAAGAAUUAGAUAGGAGAUUAUGUAUGUCAAUUUUGGCCUGUCUUCGGAUCAAAUGAAAGUCUAAACUAGUUAGUUCA